AUGGAUGGCAAAAAGAACAUCACCAAACUGAAACGCCAAUUCAAGCGUUUGAUGAAGAAUCCAUUUCAUCGACGUCGACGACGUAAAGGCAAAGAACCAGCAGUAGAAAAAGCGUCAUCGUCAUCAUCGUCAUCAACGUCGUCCUAUUCGAAUCAACAACAACAGCAAUCGACAUCAUCACGUCCUCGUCGAAUUGCUACCCGGAUUCUCGGAUUACACAAUAAACUUUGGCGUCGUCAACAAACCGUGGCAGAUGGUGCUAUUGAAGCAUCAUCAUCACCAUCAUCAUCACCAUCAUCAUCAACAGCAGCACAAAUGCCAGCAAGUGACAAGGACGACUUGAACAAUCAACAACGGCACCACUAG
Molecule: messenger RNA, 366 nt
Organism: Lichtheimia ornata
Lineage: Eukaryota; Fungi; Mucoromycota; Mucoromycetes; Mucorales; Lichtheimiaceae
Exons: 2
Coding region: 1-366 (121 amino acids)
Source: RefSeq, a predicted model, not a curated record